Messenger RNA from Vespa crabro (European hornet), 7644 nucleotides. It is a transcript of the gene Tor, whose product is annotated as serine/threonine-protein kinase mTOR. The coding region runs from base 157 to 7485 and encodes 2442 amino acids. The record is from RefSeq and is a predicted model, not a curated record. The transcript has 6 exons. Gene Ontology annotation, cellular component: nucleus; TORC2 complex; TORC1 complex. Gene Ontology annotation, molecular function: protein binding; protein serine/threonine kinase activity; protein-containing complex binding. Gene Ontology annotation, biological process: TOR signaling; protein phosphorylation; negative regulation of macroautophagy. Lineage: Eukaryota; Metazoa; Arthropoda; Insecta; Hymenoptera; Vespidae.
CUCUGAAAGCACUCGCAUGGAAACAAAAUGUUUUAACAUAACCUUAAAAUAUCUUUCUUUUUCAUGCAGAACUAGUAUAGCAAUAUUUUAAAAACUUGUCUCACACAAAUAUAUUCGAGAAAAUAAAAGUUUGAUGAUGUAUUAAUAAUUGCAAACAUGACAAAUACACUUGUACAACAAUAUGUUCAACGACUUAAGUCAAGACAUGAAGAAACACGUACUAAAGCAGCAAAGGAUUUAUGUUUUUAUGUUAAAACAGAACUACGUGAGGUUUCUCAAGAAGAGAUUACAGCAUUUAUGGAUGAAUUCAAUCAUCAUAUAUUUGAAAUGGUAUCUAGUUCUGAUAUGAAUGAAAAAAAAGGUGGUAUAUUAGCUAUAAUUUGUCUUAUUGGAGCUGAUGUUGGUAAUAUAAAUACACGCACUAUAAGAUUUGCAAAUUAUCUGCGGAAUCUCUUACCAUCUAAUGAUGUUGGAGUUAUGGAAUUAGCUGCAAAAACUGUUGGCAAACUAGCAUUAGUUUCUGGAACAUAUACAGCAGAGUAUGUAGAAUUUGAAGUAAAACGUGCCUUCGAAUGGCUUGGAGGAGAUAGGCAUGAAGGGAAACGUCAUGCAGCUGUACUUGUACUAAGAGAGCUUGCCGUGUCAAUGCCAACAUAUUUUUUUCAACAAGUUACUCCUUUUUUUGAUCUUAUAUUUAAUGCAAUACGUGAUCCAAAACCUGUGAUACGAGAAGGUGCUGUUGAAGCUUUAAGAGCAGCACUUGUUGUUACUGCUCAAAGGGAAACAGCAAAACAAAUGCAUAAAUCACAAUGGUACAAACAGUGUUAUGAUGAAGUAAUGGCAGGAUUUGAAGAAGUAUAUGCAAGAGAAAGAGGUGUCAACAGAGAUGAUAGAGUACAUGGUUCGUUAUUAGUAUUAAAUGAAUUACUAAGAUGUAGUAAUGUACAGUGGGAAAGAAAUUAUGAAGCUUUAAUGGAAAGAUUAAAUUGUUCUGCACAACAAAAUGAAAAUGACAUACAAUCAUUAAUGCCUAGAUUAAAAACAACAAUAGUAUCUAAAUGGGCAGGAACAUCUCAAAAUUCUUGUGGGCCUCAACAUGCAUUAUAUCCAAUACAUGAGUCAGCAGUUUGUCGAUGUUUAAUGCAGGAGAGGUUGGACGAUAUUUAUACUGAUGUAAUGAAUCAAAGAAUAUCAAGAAAUCCACAUAUUCAACAUGCAUUAAUGAUGUUAUUACCAAGAUUAGCAGCAUUCAAUAAGCAAAAAUUUACAGAGGACCAUUUAAAAGAAUCUAUGGCCUAUCUUUUAAUGACCUUAAGAGCUCGUGAAAAAGAUAGAUAUGCAGCAUUUAUGACUAUUGGUUUUAUAGCUGUUGCAGUUGAAGAUUCUAUAAAACCAUAUCUUUCAAAAAUUAUGGAAGUUAUAAAAUGUUUAUUACCAUCAAAAGAAACACCUAAUAAAAAACGUGGUACAUCUUUGGAACCUGCAGUAUUUAUAUGUAUCACUCUUUUAGGUCAUGCUGUAAAGCGUACUAUAGCAUCUGAUGUGAGGGAUCUUUUAGAACCAAUGUUAGCAACUGGAUUAAGUCCUAUUCUAACAACUUCUCUUAGAGAGUUGGCACACAGUGUACCAUCUUUAAAACCAGAUAUAUCACAAGGUCUUUUACGAAUGCUAUCUCAAGUUCUAAUGCAGAAGCCAUUAAGACAUCCUGGAGCACCCUGGACUGUAGCUAGCCCUGUAUCCAUGCCAUCAACAGAAGUAGAUGUUCCUUCUACAGUUCUUGCAUUAAAAACACUUGGCACAUUCAAUUUUGAUGGUAAUCCUUUAUUACAAUUUGUGAGAAGAUGUGCUGAUCAUUUUUUAACAUCAGAACAGCCAGAAGUUCGACUAGAGGCUGUAAAAACAUGUUCUCGAUUAUUAAGGUUAGCACUAAAUCAACCAGGACCUACAGUAACUAACACUGUCUCUACAGUUCUUGGAAAAUUAUUAGUCGUAGGAAUUACAGAUACAGAUUCUGAUGUACGAAAAUCAGUUUUAGCCUCGUUAAAUGACUCAUUUGAUAUUCAUUUAGCACAGGCAGAAAAUUUAUCUGCAUUAUUUAUUGCUAUGAAUGAUGAGAUGUUUGAUAUAAGAGAACAAGCAAUCAGAACUAUAGGACGACUCAGUAAUAUGAAUCCUGCUUAUGUGAUGCCAUCCCUUCGUAAAACACUUAUACAAUUCCUUACUGAAUUGGAACAUUCUGGAAUGGGUCGUAAUAAAGAACAAGCUGCUCGCAUGUUGGAUGAACUAGUAGUCAGUGCACCGCAACUUAUUCGACCAUAUAUGGAACCAAUUUUAAAAGUUCUUGUUCCAAAAUUAAAAGAAGCGGAAUCAAAUCCUGGAGUAAUAUUAGCCAUACUCCGUGCUAUAGGAGAUUUAGCAGAAGUUAAUGGUGCUGAAAUGCAACAAUGGAUGCCUGAAUUAUUAUCAAUAUUACUUGAGAUGUUAGUAGAUGCUAGUUCACCAGAGAAAAGAGGUGUUGCUUUAUGGGUUCUUGGGCAAUUAGUUGGAAGUACAGGACAUGCAGUAAAACCAUACAUGCAAUAUCCAUCUCUAUUAGAUGUACUUAUCAAUUUUUUGAAAACAGAACAACAGCCAGCUAUCAGAAGAGAAACUAUUAGAGUUCUUGGAUUAUUAGGAGCUUUAGAUCCAUAUAAACACAAAAUGAAUCUUGGUCAAAUAGAUUCACAAUUAGAUACACUUACAUCAAUGGCUGAUACUAAAAGUGAAAUAGAAAAUACACAAGAUUUGACAACGAGUGAAAUGUUGGUAAAUAUGUCAUCAUCUACCUUGGAAGAAUAUUAUCCUGCAAUAGCCAUUGCUACUCUUAUGCGUAUCAUCCGUGAUCCUACGCUAUCUCAACAUCAUACAAUGGUAGUACAAGCUGUGACUUUUAUAUUUAAAAGUCUUGGUAUUAAAUGUGUUCCAUACAUCUCUCAAGUAAUGCCAAGUUUCUUGAAUGUCGUACGUACAGCAGAUGUAAAUUUUCGAGAAUAUUUAUUUCAACAACUGGCUAUUCUUAUCGCUAUUGUGAAACAGCACAUUCGAAAUUAUCUUGAUGAUAUAUUUAAUUUAAUUAAAGAAUUUUGGAUUGUAAAUAGCCCUCUACAAAGUACACUUAUUCUUUUAGUUGAACAUAUUGCAAUAGCUUUAGGUGCAGAGUUCAAAAUUUAUUUACCGCAGUUAAUGCCACACAUAUUAAGAGUAUUAACACACGAUACUAGUAAAGACCGUGCAGUAACAGUAAAGCUGUUACUUGCAUUACAAAAAUUUGGGAAUAAUCUUGAUAAUUAUCUUCAUUUAGUUCUUCCACCAAUUGUGAAGUUAUUUCAUGCAACUGACUGUCCUAUAGCAGUGAAUAAAGUUGCAUUGGAAACAGUAGACCAUUUAGCUGAUACAUUGGAUUUCACUGAUUUUGCAUCAAGAAUCGUUCAUCCAUUAGUACGAACAUUGGAUCAAUGUCCAGAAUUAAGAAACACAGCAAUGGAUACACUCUGUGCACUUUUGAUACAAUUGGGAAAAAAAUAUCAAAUUUUUAUUUCAUUAGUUCAAAAGGUCAUGACAAAGCAUAGAAUUAGUAAUCCUCACUAUGAUGUCUUAGUUGAUAAAAUUCUUACAGAAUCAACUGUUGCAGACAGUGAAGAUUUCUUGUUAAUGAGACAUCGACAUUCAAGAAAUAAGAAUCGUGAUUUAUCUUUAACAUCAUCAGAUACAGCAACUAUAAAGCGAUUGCAUGUAUCAGCUUCAAAUUUACAAAAAGCUUGGACAGCAACUCGCAGGGUAUCUAAAGAUGACUGGCUUGAAUGGUUAAGAAGUCUUUCUAUUGGUUUGCUUAAAGAAUCUCCAUCUCCAGCAUUAAGAUCAUGUUGGGCUCUUGCACAAACUUAUUCACAGUUACCACGUGACUUAUUUAAUGCUGCAUUUGUUUCUUGUUGGACCGAACUUAAUGACACAUAUAGAACAGAAUUAAUUCAAACACUGCAGCAAGCAUUAAUGGUACCAGAUCUUCCUGAAAUAACUCAGACAAUUUUAAAUUUAGCUGAAUUUAUGGAACAUUGUGACAAAGGACCACUACCAUUAGAUAAUAAAAUCUUAGGAGAAAGAGCCAUGCAUUGUCGUGCUUAUGCCAAAGCAUUACAUUAUAAAGAAGAUGAAUUUCAUAAAAGUAGAAAUAGUAAUGUAUUUGAAUCUUUAAUUUCAAUUAAUAAUAAACUCCAACAAAAGGAGGCUGCAGAAGGUUUACUUGAAUAUGUUAUGAAUCAGUACAAUCAGCAAGAUCUCAAAGUUCAAAUACGUUGGUAUGAAAAACUCCAUAACUGGGAUAAAGCACUUCAUUUAUAUAAAGAACGUUUAGAAAGUGACCCUGCAGAUGUAGAAUCUACUUUAGGUGAAAUGCGUUGUUUGGAAGCACUUGGAGAAUGGGGACAAUUACAUGAUGAGGCUACAAAACAAUGGUUAAUUCAGAAUGAUGAAAUAAAACAAAGAAUGGCGAGAAUGGCAGCAGCAGCUGCAUGGGGUCUGGGUCAAUGGGAAAGUAUGGAAAAAUAUAUCUCACUAAUACCAAAAGAUACUCAAGAUGGGGCUUUUUACAGAGCAGUAUUAGCAAUACAUGAUGAACAAUAUGAUAUUGCUCAUCAGCUUAUUGAUAGCGCUAGAGAUUUAUUAGAUACAGAAUUAACUGCUAUGGCUGGUGAAAGUUAUCAAAGAGCUUAUAAUGCUAUGGUGGAAGUUCAAAAAUUAGCAGAAUUAGAAGAGGUAAUACAAUAUAAACUUGUUCCAGAAAGAAGAUCUACUAUUAAAUCUAUGUGGUGGGAAAGACUUCAAGGUGGGCAAAAAAUUGUCGAAGAUUGGCAGAAAAUAAUACAAGUACAUACUUUAGUAGUUUCUCCACAAGAAGAUAUGUAUACAUGGCUUAAAUAUGCUAGCCUUUGUAGAAAAAGUGGUAGUUUAAUGUUGUGUCAUAAAACAUUAGUAAUGUUAUUGGCUGUAGAUCCUUCAUUAACACCGGAUCAGCCUUUACCAACAACACAUCCACAAGUAACAUUUGCUUAUUGUAAAAACAUGUGGGUAGCAAACAAACGAGAAGAAGCAUAUAAUCAUCUGCAAAGAUUCGUGCAAAAUUCUUUACAACCUGCAAUAGUGUCCGUAAUAAAUCAAGAGAAUGAAAAAAUACAGGAUGCAAGAAAAAGAUUGCUUGCACGGUGUUAUUUAAAACUGGGAGAAUGGUUAGAAGCUUUACAGGGUAUAAAUGAAACUUCUAUACCUGCAGUAUUAUCUUAUUAUGCUGCUGCAACAAAACAUGAUCCAACAUGGUAUAAAGCAUGGCAUGCUUUUGCUUAUACUAAUUUUGAAACUGUAUUGUUUUAUAAACAUCAGCAAGGUGAUUCUAAUAUCGAGAAUGCACCUAGCAAUGGAACACGUAAUAAUCUUUCUAGCCCACAGUAUAUAUCACAGUUCACUGUUCCAGCUGUAGAAGGAUUUUUUAGAUCAAUUAAUCUUUCACAUGGUAACUCUUUACAAGAUACACUUCGAUUACUUACAUUGUGGUUUGAUUAUGGUCAAUGGCCUGAAGUAUAUGAAGCUAUUGUGGUAGGUAUCAGAUUAAUAGAAAUUAAUACAUGGUUACAAGUAAUACCACAACUCAUCGCAAGAAUAGAUACACCUAGAACUUUAGUUGGACGAUGUAUUCAUCAUCUUCUUAUUGAUAUUGGAAAAACACAUCCACAAGCAUUAGUGUAUCCAUUAACAGUUGCCUCAAAAAGUGCAAGUCAUGCUAGAAAAACAGCAGCAAAUAAAAUUCUAAAAAGUAUGUGUGAACACAGUCCUACUUUGGUUCAACAAGCUAUGAUGGCAAGUGAUGAAUUAAUUAGAGUUGCAAUUUUAUGGCAUGAAUUAUGGCAUGAAGGAUUAGAAGAAGCCAGCAGAUUAUAUUUCGGAGAAAAAAAUGUCAAAGGGAUGCUUGAUACAUUGGAACCAUUACAUGCAAUGUUAGAAAGAGGUCCACAAACUCUGAAAGAAACAUCCUUUAAUCAAGCUUAUGGAAAAGAUUUAAUGGAAGCACAAGAAUGGUGCCAUAGAUAUAAAGCUUCAAGAAACGUGAAAGAUUUAAACCAAGCAUGGGAUGUGUAUUAUCAUGUAUUUAGAAGAAUAUCAAGACAAUUACCACAGUUGACUAGUUUAGAACUUCAAUAUGUAAGCCCAAAAUUGCUUCUUUGUAGAGAUUUAGAAUUAGCUGUGCCUGGGAGUUAUAGUCCAGGUCAGCCUAUAGUCAGGAUAGCAAGUAUUCAUAGCUCAAUGCAAGUGAUAACAAGCAAACAACGACCAAGAAAGUUAUGUAUUAAAGGUAGUAAUGGUAAAGAUUAUAUGUUUCUAUUAAAAGGACAUGAAGAUCUUAGACAAGAUGAGCGUGUAAUGCAGUUGUUUGGUUUAGUAAAUACACUUUUAUUACAUGAUCCAGAUACUUUUAGAAGAAAUCUUACUAUUCAGAGGUAUGCAGUAAUUCCAUUAUCAACAAAUAGUGGUCUUAUUGGUUGGGUACCACACUGUGAUACAUUGCAUACUUUGAUAAGGGAUUACAGAGAAAAAAAGAAAAUAUUACUAAAUAUAGAACAUAGGAUAAUGCUAAGAAUGGCACCAGACUAUGAACAUCUUAUGCUUAUGCAAAAGGUUGAAGUUUUUGAACAUGCUCUAGAACAUACUCAUGGUGAUGACUUAUCACGUCUUUUAUGGUUGAAGUCACCAUCAAGCGAAGUGUGGUUCGAUCGUAGAACAAAUUAUACGCGUUCUCUUGCUGUUAUGUCUAUGGUUGGUUACAUACUUGGUCUUGGAGAUCGACAUCCAUCUAAUUUAAUGUUGGAUCGCUUAAGUGGCAAGAUUCUUCAUAUUGAUUUUGGAGAUUGUUUUGAAGUUGCAAUGACUCGUGAAAAAUUCCCUGAAAAGAUACCAUUUCGCUUGACACGAAUGUUAAUAAAUGCUAUGGAGGUCACGGGCAUUGAAGGCACAUACAGAAGAACUUGUGAAUCAGUAAUGUCUGUACUACAUCGUAACAAAGAUAGUUUAAUGGCUGUAUUAGAAGCUUUUGUUUAUGAUCCUCUUCUAAAUUGGAGAUUAAUGGAUAAUACAGCAUUAAAGGGAAAGAGAUCUGAUGCACAAGGAAUGAGUUCUAGUAGUAGCCAGGAACAUGGAGACGUUCUAGAUUCUCUUACAGCUACUUUACCAAAGAAGGGUGUACCAUGUAGUGUUGAAAACGGAGGUGAUAAUAAUCAACCAGAAGCAUUAAACAAGAAGGCUUUAGCUAUUAUAACAAGAGUGAGAGACAAAUUGACAGGACGUGAUUUUUCACAUGAAGAAUCACUGACUGUUCAAGAUCAAGUGGAUUUACUGAUUCAGCAGGCUACCAAUAAUGAAAAUCUUUGCCAGUGUUACAUUGGAUGGUGUCCAUUUUGGUAAAUUAUAUAUUACAAUAAUAAAAUCUGAAGUGACUAUUAUAGCUCCAGUGCUUUUUCUGCACGUGCAAUGCAAAUGAUAACAAAAUAGAUGUAAUAUUUACUUUAAUUUAAUGUGUAAUCAAAACUAGAUCAAAUUAUAAAUAUUUCUUUGAGAGUUAAU